Ahaetulla prasina is the source of this 795-nucleotide messenger RNA. Its product is annotated as gastrula zinc finger protein XlCGF49.1-like. Gene Ontology annotation, cellular component: nucleus. Bases 1 to 795 code for a protein of 264 amino acids. The record is from RefSeq and is a predicted model, not a curated record. The transcript has 2 exons. Gene Ontology annotation, biological process: regulation of transcription by RNA polymerase II. NCBI's taxonomy places the organism in Eukaryota, Metazoa, Chordata, Lepidosauria, Squamata, Colubridae. Gene Ontology annotation, molecular function: DNA-binding transcription factor activity, RNA polymerase II-specific; RNA polymerase II transcription regulatory region sequence-specific DNA binding.
AUGGAAGACCCCAUGAAUGAGUGUGGGAAAUCCUUUACUCGCAGAUCCCUCCUUUUGACCCACAGGAAGGUCCAUGUGGGAAGUGGAUCCAGUCAAGGUUCGGAGGGUGAGAAAUCCUCUGGAAAAGACUUCAAAGGUCUCAGAAGCUCCUCCAGACUGAAACCCCAUAAAUGUGAGGAAUGUGACUUAUGCUUUGGUCAAAAGUCAACCCUUCUUACACAUCAGAAAAUCCACACUGGAGAGAAGCCUUAUGAAUGUCUGGAAUGUGGGAAAUUUUUCCGUGAAAAAACCACUCUCAGAAAUCAUGAGAGAAUUCACACAGGGGAGAAAUCUUACAAGUGUUGGGAAUGUGGGAAGAGCUUUUCUCAGAACUCAAGUCUUUUGGCCCAUGAGAAGAGACAUCAGAAGAGGCACAAAGAGGAGAAACCAUAUAAAUGUGGGAAAGGUUUUAUUUUGCCAGGAGAGUUUCAGAUUCAUCGGAGAAUUCACACAGGGGAGAAACCCUACAAAUGUGGGGAGUGUGGAAAAUGCUUCUCCCGAAAACAACACCUUAGAAGCCAUCAAAGGGUCCAUACAGGAGAGAAGCCAUUCAGAUGCGUAGAAUGUAGAAAAUCUUUUGCUUAUACGGGAAACCUUUCGAGACGUCAUAAAACCCACACAGGGGAGAAGCCACAUCAAUGCAAUGACUGUGGAAGAUUUUAUCGUACCUCAUCAGCCCUUAGAAGUCAUGUGAAAAUUCACACAGGGGAAAAAAAUUACAAAUGUUUAGAUUGUGGGAGAGCAUUUGCUCAUUAG